Molecule: messenger RNA, 2011 nt
Organism: Mixia osmundae IAM 14324
Lineage: Eukaryota; Fungi; Basidiomycota; Mixiomycetes; Mixiales; Mixiaceae
Exons: 2
Coding region: 89-1777 (562 amino acids)
Biological process (GO): protein polyubiquitination
Molecular function (GO): metal ion binding; ubiquitin protein ligase activity
Source: RefSeq, a predicted model, not a curated record
UUUGGCUCCUCGCAGUCAGCUCUAUCCACGCCGACCCAACAGACUCUGACAGGCAGGCGGCAGGCGGAUGAGGACUAGAUGAACGAGCAUGACGCACGCUAGGAUGGCGAGCGAUGAGUGGCCGCGACUGGGCACCGGCGUCAGUCAGGAUGGCAGCCGGCAUGGGAACGGUGGUCACGCUGUCCAUCCGUCUGCAGCGAGCGGCUUGGCAGGAUCGUCGAGGCACUUCGCUCAACAGUCAAGUACCCACUCCUCAAGCAAAUCUGGGUCUGCGAGCGGUGCUCAUGCGAAGAAAGCGAGCAAGAAUGCAGAUCUGACUCACGUCCCUUGCCGCUUCUACCGCGCGGGCGCUUGCUCUGCCGGCGACAAGUGCUCCUUCUCACAUUCACUCGUGGAGAGCGGGACCAAGCCGAUAUGCCAGUACUAUAUCAAGGGCGAUACGUGCAAAUUUGGUCAUAAAUGCGCAAAUCUACACAUCAAGCCAGGCGAACCGGUCACGAUGGACAAGAAGAAUAAGCAAGCCGCAAGACAGAGCAAUGCAUUGACGAGCAGCACAGCGCCGGCGCAACAGCAUCAGAACGGGACUGCAAACGGCAAGUCGAAUGCAGCGAGGCGCAACACUGGUCCUGCGACGCUUGCGCUAGCAGAUCCCCUCGCGAUCCUAUCGCCAGCCGGUCCAUCCUACAGCAAUGCGCAUCGUCGCGAUGGCAGCGGACUAUCGAUGCUGCUUGCAGGCGCGCCUAACAAUCCGAAUGACUACGCGCUCCCGUCAGGCACGCCUUCAGCUGCCCCUCAAGUCGAUCAGAGAUUACCCCACAACGAUCUUAGGAGCAUGAGUGUCCAGCCUGACCAGCUCAAGCUGCAACACGGUACUAGCGCACAUCACAAUGACGGAUUGGCCAGCCCGCCUCCUCCCGUAUUUGGCACAUCGCCUUUUGCCCCGCCGGGACAGAGCUCGGUCUUCCUGAGCGCUUCCUUCGAUAGCGAUGAUUCCAACAGAUCACCACCGCCCGGCACGAGCGCGACGGUCUGGUCACCGCGACGACAAGCGCAAACCGUUGGCUGUGCGAGCAGAGAGGGUUCACCCAUGCUACAGAGGGCAGUGAUGCCCACAGCCAUUCACGCAAGUACAGAGUCACCACUGGCAGAGUUCCGGCCGGGUUCUAUGCCACCGCCGUCAGCGGCACUUUCGAAAUCCUGGGGUGAAUCUGGUCCGCUCAGGCUGACGAGCGCCGUCCAACGGUUAGCAGGCGCGGGCGAGUCUAGUUCGCUGGGCGCUUCAUCCCCUCCCGGUACUUGGCCAAAGCGGAUCGCCGCCUCAAAUUCCGAAGGCAUGAUCAGUACUUCUCGCAGCCCUCCGCAAGAGCCUGCUCUGUACCUAUCGCCGACCACGCGCGCUCAUAGCAGAUUGCUCCACCCGCCAGGAACGAGCUUGCCGCAAGGGUUGGCGGCAGGUCUGAGUAGGCUGCACUUUACACAAGCGAUGCACACAGGUGAUACACCUGUACCAAGUACCAAUGGCUCACCGUCUGCUCAAGGAACGAUGAGUCCAUCUUGGGGCUUCGCACCUUCAUCCCCUGCUGGUCAGACGAACGUACAUCUGCCGGGCAACGCGAAUCUGACGCAGCGGCGCAUCUCUGGCGGCGCGAGUGCAUUCUCACCUCUGACGCAACUCAUGAGUAGCUCGCCGCUGGUGCAGUCCGUAACACCUAGAGAGGGAGUGCAGGGCGAGAUGGACGAGGCUCCGUUCGCGAUGGACGAAGUAGGUAGUCCCUGAUCUUGCAGCGCAGCUCGUUAUACUAGAUGUAAUGGUAGGCUCCUCAAAACGUCCAUUGUCCUGUUGUGAUUCAAUCUACACAUUUGCAUUUCUAUAGCUUCAUUGCUUUGGCGUAAAGUGUCUGAUGACGCGGUCAGACUCAGCCUACGUAGGCGUAACGAGAAAGAGCUCACAUCGACGACCUGGCCGACUUGCUUGAGCGUAUCGAGUGCGACAUCGUACGUCACAUCGCUC